Eurytemora carolleeae is the source of this 2362-nucleotide messenger RNA. RefSeq lists its product as uncharacterized. The transcript has 19 exons. Gene Ontology annotation, molecular function: ubiquitin binding. The record is from RefSeq and is a predicted model, not a curated record. The coding region runs from base 197 to 2362 and encodes 721 amino acids. NCBI's taxonomy places the organism in Eukaryota, Metazoa, Arthropoda, Copepoda, Calanoida, Temoridae.
CUCUGUUUCUUGCUACUUGGCUUUCCUUGCCCCUCCCCCCCCCAUUUUCUAUACAGGCACCAGUGUACUUACAUCAUGUUUCAGCAGUGGGCCGACUUCACAAUACAAAUAAAGUGAUUUUUAAAGUGAUUUUUAACUAAAUCACUAAAAUCUGUUAAAUAAUUUAAAGAAAACUGGUUAACCCUACGGCUUGAAAAUGUCAGGCCUGUGCUUUAACUAUAACAUACAAGGCAUGAAGCUACUGCAUGAGUUAAAGGCCCUCUUUCCAAGCAUAACAGAUGAUGCAGUCAAGGCCUGUAUGAAAAAGAACAACAACCAUAAAGAGAGAUGCAAGGAAGAGCUGAGAAUAGAACUAGAGAGUUCAUUGCAGGGAAGAUACAGAUCCAGACAUCGGUUGAAGUUGAGCCAACGACGAUAUUCUGCUGGAACACUAUCAGGGGACCCCUACAGAACAGGAGAAAACAAGAAGAUGAGACGUAGUUCGGUUUGUGAUUCUCAGACGGGUAGUUCCACCAGCUCCUGGGCCACUGUACUUGCACCCCUGGAUCAAAAUAUACAAGUUGUAGAGCCGAAAACAGACUGGAGUGUCCCAAAUAAAAGAUGUUACGAAUCCACAAACCUCAGUCUGCCACGAAAGGUUAUGAGGUGUGAGGAGAGAAGGGACCCUGUCACUCUACAACAUCUAAAAAAUUAUGAUGUUGUCCCCCAGGAAAGGGAAAAGGAGAAGAACAUCCCCCAGGAAAGGGAACAGGAGAAGAACAUCCCCCAGGAUAGGGAACAGGAGAAGAACACUAAUCUUAUAGAAAAUGGAGUUCCACAAGGUUCAAUUGUUGGAACCAGAAUAAAGAAGCCUAUUCCAAGACCCCUUUCCUUAGCCCAGUUUGCAGAUAUAGAAACUAUACCUACAGUUGUUCUUACUCCAGAGAGCCCACCAAAGGAUUCUGGAAACCAUCGUAGAAUAGAAACUUUAUAUUCACCAGACAGUGUUAACUCACAUCUAAUCCAGAAUGAGACUGAUUUAGUACCUGAACUACCUGAACUAGCAUUGUCCAUGGCUGAUGACGAGUCAAUGAUCCUUUGUGGCAAAAAUACUACAGUAACAAAAACUUGCAUAGAUUUAAUACCUGAGCAUUCAGCUUUAGUACUUCCAUUUGGAAAUACGAGUAUAAAAACAACAUUAGCUACGGAACCUGGAACAGUAGUCACUAAAAGUUCAUUAUCAACUGGAACACUGCAUUUUCUAAAAGACUCCGGGGACGGGACUAUAUCCAUAGCGACCACAAGUUUCUGUGGUUUCCAGCGCACAGUUGUCACCAACUCUCUAGGAUGUGACGCACCAAAAUCUUCAGCAAAAUCAACCACCGUUCUUUAUACAGUUAACUCUAAGCCUGUUAUCUGUGAAAACCCAUUCCGAAAAGUGUUUGCAAAACGGAAACAGUUUUACCAAGCCAAGGAGAACCGUGAUUCUACCUCACCGGAAACCUCGAGUAAGAAACUGCUCUGGCGGCCAUGUAACCAUGCUUGUCGCCGGAACUCCUUGUGUCCAGAUAACCGGCCAGCUGAUCCACCCUCACCGAGAUACUUUACACUUAAUGCAAAUAUCCAGCCAUUUGAUGCAUUUACUAUCAGACAUCACCUUAACAGUGAAGGUGAAAAUAACCCUUCGACCACUGCUGUAAAUCUAAGCAUGAAUUCUGAUUCUGGUUUUCCUGUUCAGCUGCUACCAGAUGCACAAGGAAUUAUGUACCAGACUAAGGUUGACAUACCAGAGGAGGGGGCAGAGGCACACUUAGAGGUAAAAGUGCAGAAGGAUGGAAGUUUGAUAACUACGAAAAGAACCGGUUCCUCGGAUUGUACAAGCAACGAGAUCUCUGUACAAUUAUUAGAUGGAGGGAGUAGAGUCAGUAUUCAACAAAGCCAGAUUACUCUACCACUGAACGACACUAAAUCAGUCCGACCUACCUCUCUUCAUAUACCAGGAUCUAAAUAUGCUACUGUUCGGCCUCAGAGUCUAUACCAGGGGAGAGGUACUUCACCCUCUUCAGUUCCAAGGUAUAAUUCCCUGCCCAACUUAAAAGGAUUUGCCCCUGAAGGGAUAACUGGAGGAGGGGGGUGGAGCUACCAGUCCCACCCCCGGGAUGAGGAGAAAAGAAUAGCUUAUACAAGAGCUCUGCUCUCUCAUCAACUGGAGCAGAAGUUUAAACUUGAAAGCAGUCUCCGAGCAGAACAAGGGGAAGUUAAUCAUCUCAGACACGAGGUUUAUGAGUUAGAGUUAAGAUGGAAAAGAAUAUCUCUGAAAUCCCAGCCAAUUAUAGCGGUAACUUUAAAAAUUAAAACAAAGGGGAUGGAUAGUUUUGAAUGA